AAACCAAAACAACAGCUGCUCUUGUCUUGUGUCUCAGAUCCCACGUGGCUGUCCACCAACCUGGGCAUCCUCACCUGUAUCGAAUGUUCUGGGAUCCACAGGGAGCUGGGAGUCCACUACUCCAGGAUCCAGUCUCUGACUCUGGAUGUCCUCAGCACCUCGGAGCUCUUGCUAGCCAAGAAUGUUGGGAAUGCAGGCUUUAAUGAAAUCAUGGAGGGUUGUUUAAGUGCUGAAAAUGUGGUGAAACCCAACCCAGCCAGUGACAUGCAGGCGAGGAAAGACUUCAUCGUAGCCAAAUACACAGAGAAACGUUUCGCCAAGAAGAAGUGCCUCGACGUUACGUCACGCCUCCACACGCUGUGCGAAGCAGUGAAGGCCCGAGAUAUUUUCUCCCUCAUUCAGGUCUACGCCGAAGGACUGGACCUCAUGGAGCCCAUACCUCUGGCCAACGGACACGAACAAGGGGAGACGGCUCUUCACUUGGCAGUGAGACUGGUGGAUAGAACGUCGCUGCACAUCGUUGACUUUCUCACUCAGAACAGCCUAAAUCUGGACAAACAAACAGUGAAAGGCAGCACGGCUCUGCAUUACUGCUGUCUGACCGACAACAGCGAGUGUCUGAAGCUGCUGCUGCGGGGGAAAGCUACCAUAGAGAUCGCUAACGAGGCCGGAGAGACGCCGCUGGACAUCGCUCGGAGGCUCAAACACCUGCAGUGUGAGGAGCUGUUGAACCAAGCACUGGCCGGGAAGUUUAACGCUCACGUCCACGUGGAGUACGAAUGGUGUCUCCAGCAUGAAGACUUAGACGAGAGUGAUGAAGAUCUGGAUGAGAAGCCCAGUCCUCUGCGCAGAGAAGAACGCCCGGUCAGCUGUUACACCCCGGGCAGUAACUCCACCCACGGUCCUCGUGACGGCAUCAGGGACCUGAUCAAGGACAAACAGCGAGCCUUCAUGCCCAACCUGGUCAACAACGAGACCUACGGGACCAUCCUCAACGCUAACAGUAACCAGAGCGUCACCUCUGGUCCGCCGCUGCCCCCGAGGAACCUGGUCCAGUUAUCUGGACUGGGCGGGGUUAGUCAGUCCUGCGUGUCCAGCGGCUGGAAGCCUGGUCCUGCGGACAUGAUGGGGCGGCAGAGGUCAUCCUCGGACCCGCCCAACAUGCACCCACCUGUCCCUCCUCUGAGACUCACCUCUACUGCAGGCCUGGGUCCUCCUCCGGUCAUAAAGCUGGACUCCAUGAACAUGCAGUCCAAGUCGGGCCAGGGACCACUGGGCUCCAGGGCCAUGCAGCCAAAGUCCCCCGCAGGCAACGACAAAAACUUCAACAGGAGUCCACUGAAUCGAACGCACUCCAUCGAGAGACCAGCUAAGGAAGUGCCAGGAUGCCCCAAGAACUCCAUAGGUCAGUCUCUGCCUCCAGCUCCGAUGCCGAGGAAAGCCUUCCCAAAACAGAGACCCAAGCGAGUCAAAGCCAUCUACAACUGUGUGGCCGACAACCCUGACGAGUUGACCUUCACUGAGGGUGAGGUGAUCGUGGUGGACGGUGAGGAAGACCAGGAGUGGUGGGUCGGCCACAUUGAAGGGGAUCCAGUGAGACGAGGAGCGUUCCCCGUUACGUUCGUCCACUUCAUCUCUGACUGAAAGGUCACCGCAGGAAGCAGAGGUCAAACUCCUCUCCUCUGUGUUUGUCAGCAUCAUCCCUGUGUUCAGCUGUUGACGUCACAGAACCUGGUCCUUAUUUAAGCUACAACUCUGUCAGACCCCGGGGAACUGUCUGUGGUUCCACUGCUGUUUAUGUUCUUUACACAGACACGAUUGUAGUCGACGGCCUCUUGGAAUAAAUGCACUUUCCUUGUUAUGAUCCUGGUUCAAACAUGUGACGACAUGAAGGUUGUGUGUUCACUGUCCCCUCCUUUCCUACACUAAUACUUCAGAGCAUCUUUCUUAACCCGAUCAGACGACAUGCUAACAUUCCACUGUUGCGCUCCCAUGACGUACCCCUAGGUGCAACUCCUCAGAUGGUAGCCCUCCCGUGUGAGGAGGUUUUAACAAUGGUGCUAAUUUAUCCCCAGAAUGUGCUGGACCAUAAGCUGCACCUUAUAUGAAAAGAGUCCUCGUCUCCGUCACCGGGAGAAGAGACACUGCUGCUUGUCCUCCGCCUGUCUGUAGAGCCUCGGAGCCUCACUUAACACCACACACACAUACACACACACGUGUAAUAUGUUAUUAAUGCCUUCAGCAGUUUGUCCUUCAUUUUAGACCAAUUACCAGACACUGACACCUAGCGUAGCAGCAGUCAGUUAUUAGCUUUAAGUAGAGUUUGACUCAGCUCGUUAUCUGCCUUAUUGGACCAAUAGAAAGUGUGUGUGUGAUUGUAGGUGUGUGUGUGUGUGACUCCAUGUUAGUAGCAGUGUUUGUUUUUCCCACUUUGUUCCAGCUUAAUCUCCACUUUUUUUGUACAUUUCUGGGAUCCUGUUGUGUAGACAGAUGUGUUCAAGUAUAGCAUUAUAAAAUGAAUACGAAACACACACCAUGUAAUUAUCUUGACCUGGGUUGCAGAGCGACUUUCUUUCUGUUCAUAUUAAUGAUGUCAUUAACGUGAGCCUUUCAUGGAUGUGUGAACGACCAGAAGAAAAGCUUGUGAAUCACAGCAGAGUCUCUUCUACUUCGUGUUUAAUAUUAAUUCACUGGAAACAGGAAGAUCUGAAAACAUAUUUGUGUAAAUACUUUUUUUUGUGUUUGUUUUAUUUAAAUGGUAAAAACAGAAGAGCGGAGUGAAGCUGUGCAGUGACUGUCUGUGGUGACGAGCAGGUCCAGAUAUAAACCUGAACCUCAGCUUUGUCUGUGCAGUGAAAACACUCGCACUCACACAACUGGGACACCAGGCUGGCUUCACUCCCAUCAACUGUCUGUGGAUCACUGCAUCAACUCUUAACUCUAUUGUACCAGACAAUGGGAACGUGAAACUGGAAUAAUAAAAUAUGGAAUAAAAACA
Molecule: messenger RNA, 2998 nt
Organism: Cynoglossus semilaevis (tongue sole)
Lineage: Eukaryota; Metazoa; Chordata; Actinopteri; Pleuronectiformes; Cynoglossidae
Product: arf-GAP with SH3 domain, ANK repeat and PH domain-containing protein 2-like
Exons: 14
Biological process (GO): positive regulation of GTPase activity
Molecular function (GO): protein binding; GTPase activator activity
Source: RefSeq, a predicted model, not a curated record